This is a messenger RNA of Rangifer tarandus platyrhynchus (Svalbard reindeer), 390 nucleotides long. Lineage: Eukaryota; Metazoa; Chordata; Mammalia; Artiodactyla; Cervidae. The record is from the annotation of a GenBank genome assembly.
AUGUCAGAGGUCCGCAGCAGACUCGAGCGCUGGCUGCAGCCCAAACAGGGACUCGCCUUUCUAGGGGUGAAAGGGCCAGAGAAGGGCGCCCCCUGGCGGGAGCCAACUCCCCUCAAUCCGGCCCGGACGCCAAACCGGCGCGAACCCACCCGUGCCCGCCAACCCUCCAAGCGUUCUCCCGCUGCGACCCUAAAUCUGGAUGUGCUCGAGUUUCGGAUUCACCGAGCACCUACCGGAGUCUCGGCUUCCCCAAACCGCACACACCGCGUUCGGAGUAAAGGGGGACCCCCCCCGGAAGAAAAGCGUGGCGCCCCCGCCCCGCUCCCAGAGACCCUGAAGACGGCCGGCCCUCAGUGGCCCCGCUGGGGCGGGCAAUCCCCACAGCCCUGA